AUGAAGAUAGCCACAGUGCCAAUGCUUCUGACCCUGGCUCUCUGCCUCAUACAACAUGCUGCCAGUGAGGAUGAAAAUCAGGAGCUAUGCAGUGGAUUUAGGGCACUGAUGAAAAAUGGAAAGUUGUUCUGUCCCCAAGAUAACAAACUUUUCCAGAGUCCUGAUGGAAUUAUGUUCAUCAACAAGUGUGUCACGUGUAAAGCAAUAUUAGAAAAGGAAGCAAAAUCUCAAAAAAGGGCCACACAUUUAGCAAGAGCCACCAAACCCACUGCCCCUGUAAAGCUUAAUUGUGACGAAUUCAGGAAAGGAGGAGAUGGAGAUUUUGUCUGUACCCCUGAUAAUGCAGCUGUCUGUGGCACAGAUGGGAAAACAUACACUAGCAGAUGUGCGCUGUGUGCUGAGAUCGCGAAAACCAGGUCCCAACUUGGCAUAGAAAGUGAAGGAGAAUGUAAAAGCAGCAAACCAGAGCAGGAUGUAUGCAGUGAUUUUCGGCCCUACGUGAAGGAUGGAAGGCUUGCAUGUACACGGGAGAAUGACCCCAUCCUUGGUCCUGACGGGAAGACCCAUGGCAAUAAGUGUGCAAUGUGUGCUGAGCUGUUUUUAAAAGAAGCUGAACAAAAUGCCAAGCAAGAAGGUGAAACCAGAAUUAGACGAAACGCAGAAAAGGAUUUUUGCAAGGAAUAUGAAAGUCAAGUGAGAGAUGGAAGACUUUAUUGUACCCGGGAGAGUGACCCAGUCCGUGGCCCUGAUGGCAGAAUGCACGGCAACAAAUGUGCUCUGUGUGCUGCAAUUUUCAAGAAGCGUUUUACAGAAGAAAAAAGCAAAGCAGGUCAAAAUCUGAGACGGGCUGAGGAGAAAGUUAAAGUUAAAAGAGAAAUUGAGAAACUCUGCAGUGAAUAUCAAGAUUAUGCGAAGAAUGGGGUACUUUUCUGUACCAGGGAAAAUGACCCUAUUCAAGGUCCAGAUGGGAAAAUGCAUGGCAACUUGUGUUCUAUGUGUCAAGUCUUCUUCCAAGCAGAAAUUGAAGAAAAGAAAAAGGCUAAAGCACAAGCAAGAAAUAAAAGAGAAUCUGGAAAAGGACCUUCAUAUGCAGAGCUUUGCAGUGAAUACCGAAAGCUUGUGAGGAAUGGAAAACUGCCUUGCACCAGAGAAAAUGACCCCAUCCAGGGCCCAGAUGGAAGAAUGCAUGGCAAUACCUGCUCCAUGUGCGAGGCCUUCUUCCAAGCAGAAGAAGAAGAAAAGAAAAAGAAGGAAGGUGAAUCAAGAAAUAAAAGACAAUCUGAGAAUACAACUUCCUUUGAGGAGUUAUGUAAUGAAUACCGCAAGCUGAGGAAGAACGGACAGCUUCUCUGCACCAGAGAGAAUGACCCCAUCCAGGGUCCAGAUGGGAAAAUGCAUGGCAACACCUGCUCCAUGUGUGAGGCCCUCUUUCAGCAAGAAGAAAAAACAAAAGCAAAGGCUAAAAGAGAAGCUGCAAAGGAAUCUUGCAGUGAAUUUCGGGACCAAGUGAGGAAUGGAAUGCUCAUAUGCACCAGAGAGAAUGAUCCUAUCCGUGGCCCAGAUGGCAAAAUGCAUGGAAACAAGUGUGCCAUGUGUGCAAGUCUGUUCAAACUUGAAGAAGAGGAGAAGAAAAAUAAUAAUGAAGAGAAUAAGGAAAAAAUUGAGGCAGACAAAGUGAAAAGAGAAGCAGUACAGGAGCUGUGCAGUGAAUACCGUAACUACGUGAGGAAUGGGCGGCUCCCUUGCACCAGAGAGAACGACCCUAUUGAAGGUCUAGAUGGGAAAAUCCAUGGCAACACUUGCUCCAUGUGCGAGGCCUUCUUCCAACAAGAAACAGACGAAAAAGAGGCUGCAUCCAGAGCAAGAGCCAAAAGAGAAGCUAACGAGGAUGCAUGCAAUGAAUUUCGGAGUCUUUUGCAGAAUGGAAAUCUUUUCUGCACACGAGAAAACGACCCUGUGCGUGGCCCAGAUGGCAAGACCCAUGGCAACAAGUGUGCCAUGUGUAAGGCAGUCUUCCAGAGAGAAGAUGAAGAAAGAAAGAGGAAAGAACAGGAAGAUCAGAGAAAUGCUGCAGAAAAUGGUUCCAAUGGCGGUGGAGGAGGGAAAGCUCAGGACCAAUGUGCUGAGUUUCGGGAACAUAUGAAAAAUGGAAAACUCAGCUGUACUCGGGAGAGUGAUCCUGUCCGUGAUGCUGAUGGCAAAUCCUACAACAAUAAGUGUACCAUGUGCAAAGAAAUACUGCAAAGAGAAAUAGAAGAAAAAAAUAAGCAUUCUGGCUUAAGAUCAAAUGAGACCGGAUCAGCAUCAGGAAAGGAUGUAUGUGAUGAGUUUAGAAGCCACAUGAAAAAUGGACAACUCAUUUGCACUAGAGAAAGUGACCCUGUCCGAGGUCCUGAUGGAAAGACACAUGGCAAUAAGUGUGCUAUGUGUAAAGAGAAACUGGAAAAGGAGGCAGCUGAAAGAAAAAAGAAAGAGGAUGAAGAAAAGAAACACACUGGAGAAAAGAGUAACACUGGAGAAAAGAGUAAUGACAAGCAGGAUCAGUGUCAAGAAUUCCGGAGUAAGCAGUUAAACGGGAGGCUUAUCUGCACCAGAGAAAAUAGUCCUAUUCAAGGUCCAGAUGGCAAGAUGCACGUCAACAAGUGUGCUAUGUGCCAAAGCAUCUUUGAACGAGAAGCUGCUGAAAGAAAAAAUGAUGACAAAAAACCAAGUACCAAGCCCUCAAAUAAUGCAAAGGUUAUUUCUUAAAAUAUGCC
Molecule: messenger RNA, 2756 nt
Organism: Tupaia belangeri chinensis (Chinese tree shrew)
Lineage: Eukaryota; Metazoa; Chordata; Mammalia; Scandentia; Tupaiidae
Gene: SPINK5
Product: serine peptidase inhibitor Kazal type 5
Exons: 29
Coding region: 1-2748 (915 amino acids)
Molecular function (GO): protein binding
Source: RefSeq, a predicted model, not a curated record